Molecule: messenger RNA, 940 nt
Organism: Lytechinus variegatus (green sea urchin)
Lineage: Eukaryota; Metazoa; Echinodermata; Echinoidea; Temnopleuroida; Toxopneustidae
Exons: 3
Coding region: 251-706 (151 amino acids)
Source: RefSeq, a predicted model, not a curated record
AAAAAUUCUCAGAAGCAAUAAGUCAAUUGCCGAUUAUACCUAAAUUAAUCACAUUCUAUUUUGCACUGGAAAAUCCCGCAUUACAAAAUUUAGAUUAUCUUCAGCAUAUAUAUGCACGUUUAGUAACAGAAUGCUUCAGAAUAUUACAGCACGCAAAAGAGCAUAGCAGUGGAUACAAGUUCCUGUGUACUUUUGCAAAACGUUUCUUCAUUACAAAUAUAAUUUUCAUCGAAUUUGACAUCUCUCAAAGAUGCAUAAGGAGAACCUAAUAAUAGUGACUCUUGCUCUUGCGGGGGUGAUUGCAGCAGUCCCUUUAGACCUGGGGGAAGCAGGAAAUACCAUAUCAAUCAAUUCAGAUGAUUCUUCUGGCGCUGGGCAGCGCAACUGUACUUUUACACCUGGAUUAGAAUACGAGCUUUGCCGCCCGGUGGUGGAACACACCACUGAUAUUUCGAGAAUACCGCGACUCCUUGCAAACGUCACAGACUGUGAAUACGAUGAGUGUGUAGCUAAUCGCCUGAAUAUAACGGAAGGUGGCUGCAAGGUGAUCUUGAGUCGUCCCAAUCUGUCGUCGGAAUUUGUGUAUUAUACAGAACCCGUACAGGACAUAGAGGACGUAGAUGCAAACGGUGCCCUAAGCUUUAUUGUUUGGAAGAAAACAAAGGAAACAAUCGGCUUCGGUUGCAAAAGCGUGGUUUACAAAUAAUCAAAUUUUAGUUCAGAAUACUUGAAAGACUUCAAAUGUUUUAUACGUCUUCCUUGUAUUAAAGAGGCUUUCACAAAACAAGUAGUGUGAUGAUUUGCGAAUGUUACUAAAGUGCAUAAAUUGUAUUCAAGUGGUCGCACAAGACGAAGUCUUUAAAGGGAUACUCGGGACUGAAAAUAUUUAAAUUAAAAUAAGUGGAGUAAAGUUCACAAAGCAAAAUGCUGAAAAUUUUAU